Aspergillus fischeri NRRL 181 is the source of this 1107-nucleotide messenger RNA. RefSeq names its product putative protein kinase. Gene Ontology annotation, molecular function: protein kinase activity; ATP binding. The transcript is spliced from 5 exons. Gene Ontology annotation, biological process: protein phosphorylation; regulation of mRNA processing; spliceosomal complex assembly. Bases 1 to 1107 code for a protein of 368 amino acids. Lineage: Eukaryota; Fungi; Ascomycota; Eurotiomycetes; Eurotiales; Aspergillaceae. The record is from RefSeq and is a predicted model, not a curated record.
AUGUUUCGCCUAUCGCGCCGACUACUUAAGGGUCCCCUGUUCCAGCGUGCUGUGUCACCAGCGCGACAAUAUACUCAAUCUAAUUUUCUUCUUCUCGAUUCAACCGAAAAAAUCGAGGAGGAGACACUUCCAUGGUACUCGCAAGAACGCUUUUAUCCUGUCAAAAUCGGGGAAAUCUUUCAGUCGAGGUACCAAGUGGUUGGGAAGCUAGGCUUCGGGGCAUAUUCCACUGUGCAACAUAUGUACGUCACAUUGAAAGUGUGCGAGCGGGAUUCUCCGGAGGGUAUAAGAGAAAUGGAAGUCUACGGUCAUCUCAAAGCCGUCAAAACACGCCAUGGCGGUGCCAUGCUUGUGCGUAGCGCUCUGAAUGCUUUCCAGAUUGGCUCUCCCAAAGGCAACUACCGGUGCCUUAUUCAUCCUCCAUUGGGCAUAAGUCUAUUUGAUUUUCGGAAUCAACCCGCGGCUAAAGUUCUUCCUGAGAACAUACUUAAACUAACUUUGCUACAUCUCCUUCUUGCUCUUGAUUUCCUCCACACUGAAGCAGGCAUCGUCCAUACUGAUAUACAAGAGAAGAAUAUCAUGUUUGGUAUUGAAGACAACUCAAUCUUGACUGAUUUUGAAGAGGGCGAGAAAUCCAAUCCCAGCCCACGCAAGAUAGUUGGGGAUCAGGUGAUAUAUGCUUCUCGCAAACUCGGAAGAACCAAACAUCAUGGCCGACCUGUAUUAUGUGACUUUGGACAGGCUCGCUUUGGCUUGACUAAAUACUGCGGGGAUAUCCAGCCUUACAUAUACCGUGCUCCCGAAGUACUCUUGCGGAUGCCUUGGGAUCAGAAAGUCGAUAUCUGGAAUGUGGCAGUAGUGACGUGGGACCUUUUCCAAAAAGGACAUCUAUUCUAUGCGCGGGAUCAAAACAAGCAAAAUUCUGACAGCCAUCACCUUGCUGAGAUGAUUGCGCUUUUGAGGCCGCCACCAAAAGAUAUGCUUCGACAGAGCGAGUAUGCUUCAGAAUUCUCUGAUAGUGAAGAUGCUUCGAUGGCGACCGGAAGAGAGAGAAUCGGCAAGAAAUCUGUUAUCAGAUCCAUGGUUGAGGUCACCAUAAACAGGUAA